AGUUACCUCCAGUCGAUCGAGUGAAACAGCUGUGCAGUGGAAAGUGAAUGAAAUCAUGGCGUUACCGUGAGAGGACAACGCGAAAACAAUCAGUUUUGAGAAGCAGUGAAAGGACACUGAGCGUCCAUCGCGAUGGACAAGCUUGAUAUGAAGAAUGUGAAAAUCACGCACAAAGGCGUGCUGCAGCACAAUCCCGAUGGCACCACAGAGAUACAGAAGAUCACGCAGGCCGGCCUGGUGGCCAGGAGUCCCGAGGGCACGGCCGCCAAGGGGAUGAACAUCCGCGGCAACGAGGACCUCUGGGUGGAGAUCCAGGCCAACACGUUCAAGAACUGGGUCAAUGAGCACCUCAGGGACACGGGAAUGAGGGUGGCGGAUUGGGCGACGGAUUUCUGCAAUGGCACUCACCUGUGUGCUCUCGUCGAGAGUCUCCAGCAGCGCCCCUUGAAGCCCUCCUGGAACCAUCGUCCGGCCAACCAGCACCACUUUCUGGAGAAUGUCACCAAUGCCCUGAACGCCAUUGAGAAGGACGGCGUGAAGCUGGUCAACAUCGGCAAUGUGGAUAUUGUGAAUGGGAACGUGAAGCUCAUCCUGGGCCUCAUUUGGUCCCUGAUUGUGCGCUACCAAAUCGGCAGGAGCAAAUUCCCGCCUCGGAAGCUGAUGCUGGCAUGGCUGCAGGCCGCGUUGCCGGAGUGCAAGAUCACGAAUCUCACGACGGACUGGAAUAGCGGCGUGUUCCUGUCCGCGCUGCUCGAUUACUGCGAGCCUGGGCUGUUCCCGCACUGGCGCAGCCUCGAUCCUAGUCAAUCCAUCAGGAACUGCACGAACGCCAUGAACAUCGCGCAGCGAGAGUUCGGCAUCCCGAAAGUGUUGGAGCCUGAGUAUCUGGCGUCGCCAUGGCUGGACGAGCUGUCCGGCAUGACUUACCUGUCGUACUUCAUGAAGCCCGGUGGGCCAGGAUAUAACGCCACGAUGCGCUGGGUCAACACUCAGGUCCAGCGUCCAGUGGCCAACUUCACGACGGAUUGGAACGAUGGCAGGGUGUUUUCGGAGAUCAUCAAGGGCUUGGGCGGUCCAGCUCCGGACCCGGACAAGCUCAGGCUGGAUCCGACGCACUGGGAGUCGAACAUCAAGAAAGCGGUGGACGCCGGAGAGAAGCUGGGCGUUCGUCCAGUGCUGAGUCCCAAAGACAUGGCGAAUCCGGAGGUGGAACAUCUGGGCAUCAUGGCGUACGCGGCGCACCUUCAGUGGGUGCCACCUCGGCCGCCGCUCUCCAAUCUCCUUGCCGUGCACCUGGAGAGCACGUCGGGACGCGUCGGAGAGCCCACGCACUUCAGGGUGGAAGUGCUAACGCGCGACAUUGAGAUCAGCAGCGUGCGCGCCUUUGUGCUGCCGCCGCACGAGAAGAGUCCGCAGUUCGUGAGGCUGAACUCACGUGGGCAGGGCACCUUCGUGCCCGACAAAUAUGGCAUGCACGAGAUAGUCGUGGAAGUGGACGAUGGAAGACUCGGCGGUCACUUCUUUCGCGUCCUGCCGCGCUUCCUGCAAGUGGCACCGCCGGGAAUGGCGCCGUGCGCCCUGGGCAGUCUCGUGGAGGUGCUUGUGAACGCUACUGGAGCGCCCAAGUCCGAGGACAUCCUCGUGACGGCGUACAGUCCCACGGCCAGGGCGCUGCGCUGCCCGCUGAAGAAGGUGGACGAGGGACACAGUGCCAUAUUCAAGCCGGACGAGGCCGGGAUCUGGGAGAUCGCCAUCACGUACCAGGGCCGCCACAUCCAGGGCGGGCCCUUCACCUGUGCCGUAUUCGACCCCAGCGGCGUCUCCGUGCACGGACUGGACGGGGCGCUACCCAACAGGGCGCACUCGUUCGAGGUGGACGCCAGAGGGGUCGGUGUGUCCGGGGAGCUCUUCGUGGACAUCGUACACGAGAAGCACUCACUUGUGUGCUCAGUGGAGAAGCUGGUCGAGAACAAGUACAGAGUGACCUUCAUGCCUAGGCAGAAUGGCAAGUACCGCGUUUACGUGUACUUCAACGGCUACGACGUCAAGGGAUCGCCGUACAUCAUGCGCGUGGGCACAAAAGGUCGCUCUGGGAAGACUAGAUCCGGAUCGCACAAUGAGAAGCUGCGAUCCGAGAGUCCCUCAGUGCACUACACGAGCACCACUUCAACUGCCCGGCGAUCGUACUCUCCGCAAUUCUCCCCGAAGUCUCCGUCGCCCAGCAAAAGCUUCGGCAAUGAAGUCUACUCUUCGAGCUACAAGUCAGAAUCCCGGAAGCACGUCGAGAGAUCCUCACCCAGCCAGGAAUUCUACCUGAACAGCGACUAUCGCAGGACUCCCAGCCGAGACGAUGUGGAUCCCUACACUGCCUCCUACACUUCCAAGCUCUUCUCCGAGAACUCCAAGGCCAACUCCGUCAGCAGGCGAGGAGAGUCCUAUAGUAGUCCAGUAUCCAGUCCUGUCACCGUUCGCGGCAAUUCCGCGGUGAGAAGCAGUCCAGUCACAGUGACAACCACAACCAGAUACGAAUCCACAACCAGGAAUGUCACGUCCAGUCCCCGAUUGACUUCAGUGUCGCCGCCGCCAAUCCGGCAAUCCGCCUCUCCCAGCUAUAUCACGACCUCAAUCAACAGAAUCUCGAGCCCCGUUCCCAGUCCUUUGGACUCAUCCCGGCUAGUCAAGCAGCAGAGCUCAAGCUACAAGUCUUCCUAUGUGUCAUCCAGUGAAAAUGUGCGCUCCAGUCCACUACUCUCGCCCACAAGACACACCAGCGGCUCGCCGAAUCCCUUUGGUGUCGAUCACUCGUCCAACAUACGAGUGUCGGCGACCAAGAACGGCGCUGCCAGGAGAGACAGCUGGGACGCCAUCAACAAGACCAAGCACAUCCUCUCGCACAAUUCCCUGGAAUCUCUGGCCAAUAUGACGGAAAGCCAACUCAACACGGACAUCAGCUACACUCGCCCACGCGACAUUGACCACGAAACCGAGAGAAACACGCAGUUCAACAAGUUCGCUCUGCACGAGGGCAGAUUCAGCUCCAGUCCCAACCCGACGUCGCACUACUCCACCAGCACCGUCAAGGAGACCAGUGAGCGAGUCGUGACGUCGGAGAGCAGCGGAUUUGGGUACUCUUCGCCCAGCAGAUUCCUGCCCAUCGACAAGGACGUCACAGGCGCCAGAGCGAUCUUCGUGCAGAACAUCCCGAAUGGCAUUCUAGGACGACCAGUUGAAUUUGAAAUUGACGGAUCGCGCGCUGGCAGUGGAAAUCUGGAGAUUCUCGUGAAUGGUGGCAGAGUGACGUCUUCCGUGCGUGCUCUGGGCGGCCAGAGAUUCGUGGCGAGCUUCACGCCGCACGAGACGGGCGUGCACAAGGUGCAGAUCACAUUCAAUGGUGAAACCGUGCCAGGAUCGCCGUGGCACGUAGAAAUCAUGUCGUCGCCUGGAUUAACGCCCUUGGGUGAGAGCACCCGCCUCGUACCAGCCAACACGCCGGCGGUUUUUGAGAUACUGCCGCCUCCUGGAACAACCCUCACGCGAGGGGAGUGUGUAGCCAACGUGCUUUCGCCCAGCAAGAGCAAAGUGCCGGCUAGAAUCACCCACGAGGCGGCAAAUGGUGCCAUGCGUAUCGAGUUCGUCCCCACUGAAGUCGGUACGCACAUCAUCGAGGCGUCAAUUGGCGGCUCCAAGAUCAUUGGCGGCCCCCUAAUUGCAAAAGUGUACGACUCGAGCCUGAUCCAGGUCACCGACGUCAACGGUGGCGUUGUGGGUCAGAAGAUUCAAUUCCGUGUGGAUGCGAGUGCAGCUGGCGAGGGUCAGCUGGAGAUUUCCAUCAACGAGGGCGAAGUGCCGAAUCACGUGCAAGUGGUCGGCGGCGGAAGAUGCCUGGUGUCGUUCACGCCAGAGCAGGCCAAGACGCACUUCAUUGACAUCAAGUUCAAUGGGGAGACGGUCAGGGGGUGUCCGUUCGUCUGCGCCGUGGCGGACACCAGCCGCGUCCUCCUGAACCUUAGCAAUCUGGAACUAAUAGCUCUCCACCGUCCGGCGACAUUCCACAUCACAGUGACUGGCGGCGGAGCCGCUGAGCUAGCAGUGAGCGUCCGCGGGCCGCACGGAGAGCUGCCCGUGCGCGUGGUGGGAGACAUCAAUGCUGGCUUCACGGCUGAGUUCACGCCGGUCGCCGUGGGAGCGCACACGAUAAAUGUGGAGUACAACGGAUACCCGGUGCAGGGCACGCCGUUCGUGGCCAAGUCCUACGACGCCAGCCGCGUGUCCGUGGGCGCCGUGACGAAAGGCACCGUUGGGCGCGUCGUACAGUUCACGGUGGACGCCGGCGAGGCGGGCGAGGGAAAUCUGGAGAUCACAAUCUCCGCCAAGGGGCACAACAUUCCCACCCAAGUGCACCCGCAGGGCAACGCAAGGUUCGCCGUGUCCUUCAUUCCGGCCGAGGCGUGCGAGCACAUCAUCAACGUCUCCUUCAACAAGAUGCCCGUGCCAGGCUGUCCCAUCUCCGUGGCCGUGAGCGGCGGCGCCACCGGGCCACAAGUGUCCCUCGGCGGACCCGGACCCAUCCAUCAGCCCAACUCACUCGUGAUCAAUCACGAGGGCGGGCGCCUCGAGGACAUUGAAGUUAAUGUGGAAGGUCCUUUGGGGCAAUCCGUACCGGCCCAGGUUCACCUCACGUCCGACGGCAUGUUCAAGGCGGAGUUCGUUCCACGCUCAGUCGGUGAACACCGGGUCAAUGUGUCUGUCAUGGGACAGCCUACCGCCGGCAGCCCUUACUCGGCAAAGGUGUACGAUGUCAAUGCGAUUAAGGUGAAGAAUGUGAGCAGCGGCACAGUUGGGAAGCCUGUCACCUUCCUGGUGGAGACUUCCCAAGCUGGGCCGGGCAAUCUCGAAGUGACCGUUAACGGCGGAAGAGUGCCGACAUCGGCUCAGGCUCAGGGUCAGCACACCUACGCCAUCAGCUUCACUCCUCGCGAGGCGCAGAAUCACACAGUCGAACUCCGCUUCAAUGGGCAGAACGUUCCCGGAAGUCCCUUCAAUUGCAAGAUAUCCGCCGCGGCGCGAAUUGCUCCGGACACUGUGGACAAGGUCAGCGUUGGACGCAUCUUCCUCUUCAACGUAGAAUCCGACAUUGCACCCCAAGUUGAGGUCUUGGGCCCGGCCAGGAGGAACGUCCCGACUAAAGUCCUGCCAAUAGCUGGUGGCUUCAGCGUGGAGUUCGAGCCGCAGGACGUUGGCGAUCACUCGGUGGAAGUGCGACUGCCGCAAUCGGGCCACGUUGAGGGAAGUCCGUUCCUCCUAAAGGCCUACUCGGCCGAGAAGGUCAUCGUGACGGACAUUCGUCCGGGAGUUGUGGGCAAAAGCGUGAGUUUUGGGAUUAACGCUAGCCAAGCUGGCGCGGGCAAUUUGGAGAUAAUCGUGGCGGUGAAUGGCAAGAAUGUGCCCAAUUUUGUCCAGUCCGAAGGCAAUGCUCGCUUCAAGGUGAACUUCAAGCCAAUCGAGGCGGCCCCGCACCUUCUCUCUGUUCGUUUCAAUGGACACGCAGUGCCGGGUUCGCCUUUCUCCUGUCCCAUCACCGCGACGCCCACGUCGCCCAUCAAGGCGCUGGCCAAGGGUGAGUGCCUGAAGCAGGCGGCGGUGAAGAUGGACAACACAAUUCAGCUGGAGGGCUUCGAAGAAGUUGAACCGCAGGUUCUCGUCACGUCGCCAUCGGGAGAUAAUGUGCCGUGUCGCAUUGUGGCGCGCGAUCACGUUCACUUGGCGACUUUCCGGCCCACUUCCGUCGGACGCCACUUGAUCAGCGUGACGGUCAAUGACCAGCACAUCAACGGAUCUCCGUACUCGUGCAACGUCUUCGACGUCUCUCGCGUCUCCAUCAGCGGCCUCGAGCAGCACAGCGGCCCGGCCGCCUUGGGGGCACCUGUGACGUUCAGCGUGGACGCUGCAGGGGCAGGAGAAGGGACACUGGAGUUGGUGGUGUCCACAGCGACCAGCACCGUGAAGGCGGAAGUCGUGGCGUGCGCGCGAGGACUCUACGAUGUGACCUUCAUUCCGCAAACCAACGAGCCACACUUCGUCAACAUCACCUUCAAUGAUGUCCCAGUCGAGGGAAGUCCCUUCCACGUCGAGGUGCAGCAGAACAUUCAGCACUGCCAAGUCGGCGGUGUGGCAACAGUUGAGCUUUCUGCGGAGGAUCAACUGCUGGAGAUCACAACGCCCGAUCGGAAGCACGUGUCUUACUCAAUUGUCGGCGGCGCUUUUGGGGAGUUCCGCACGCACACUGUCGGCACGUACACGGUCAAUAUCAUAGACAGAGAGUCCCGAUCAAUUGUUGGAACGCGCACUGUUAAUGUCUUUGACCCGAGUCUCGUGAAGAUCGUCGAGGUUGGCGAGGCUUUCUGCCACAGGCCGGCAUCCAUUGGCGUGUCGAUCUACGACGCCGGCCAGGGAACGCUGACUGCCCUGGUUCGCUGCGGUGCCAUUGAAGUGCCGCACUCAAUCCGAGGACCCUCGAAGCUCGGCAUCUGGGAGAUUGUCUACCAUCCUAACAGAGUAGCGCCGCACAAGAUCAACAUCAUGUACAACGGCGUCCCGAUUUCGGCAAAACCGCUGGAAAUCACGGUCCUGCCGCCGGGAUACGCGAAGGAGACGAGUGUGCACGGAAUGGGACUGUAUCAGGCGCGCGUCGGCAAGACCACGUCCUUCACCAUUGACACUGUCGGUCGGCCGGCGAGGGAGUUCGACGUGGUGGUUUCGGGACCGGGAAGAGAAGCGCUGCCCGUGAGAUGCUAUCAGACGAAGGGUGGGCAUCUUCAAGCGGAAUUCACAACGCACAAAGUUGGACAAUGCUUGAUUGAGGUUCUUCAUCAAUCCAAGCCAUUGCCAGGAAGUCCGUUCACGUGUGAGUCCUUCGAACCCUCCAAAGUCACGCUGCACAGCGUCCCGAGAGGACUGGUCAAAGUCCACCAUCAAGUAUCAUUCACACUGAGCGAAAUGGACGCUGGCUUGGCGGAGCUGGAAGUCUUUGCUGUGUCUCCCAUCAACCACAAUCUUCCCGUGAACGUGAUGCAGAAGCGAGAUGGCAACUACUCGAUCGACUUCACGCCGCGCAUGGCCGGGCCGUACAAGGUGAACGUCCUCUACGGCGGGGAGCCCGUGAUCGGCACUCCGCUGACCUUCACAGUCUCCCCGGCCGGACAAUCACCGAAGUCCGACGCGCGGGCGUCGGGCAACGGACUCGAGGUGGCGCAGCGCGGCAAGGAGAACUCCUUCAUCGUCUACUGCCCGACGACGCCGAACGUUCUCGUGGAGCGCGCAGACAUGCAAGGCGAGCGAAUCGAGCCCAAGACCAAAUCUCUGGGCAACAACGAGUGGAGGAUUUCCUACACAAUCCUGUCCGUUGGACUGUACGAGAUCCGGGCGAGUUGUCCCAACAAAGGACCUCUUCCGGGAUCGCCUUGGACCAUCGCUUGCAUAGACACGAACAAGGUCGUUCCGGUGGGCGGCUGGGGACAAUUGCUGGACAACGAAGGGAGACUCGUUCUUCCCGCCAGGAUCAUCUUCGACACGAGUCAAGCUGGUCCAGGAGAGCUCUCGUGCGCAGUCGAUGGCAGAGAUCUAGUUGUAGACAAGCAGUCGGAUGACAAGUCCAGAAUUCACAUCCCUGCUGAUGGCUUGACGACAGGAGAACACAUCUUCGACCUGACUUUCAACGGUGUGCCUGUGACGCAGAGUCCUCGACAUGCUUACGUCACGACGCAGCAAAUUGCAGACAAAGUCGUCUUGACGGGUCGCGGCUUGGCUGCGGCUCAAGCCAACGAGCCGGCGCACUUCACAAUCGACGCCACAUCCGCCUCUCCUGGUCGCCCGGACAUCAGUCUCAUGUACCAGGACAACGUGGUCGUUCCGGUGACGCUCAAUCAGCCGCGCCCCAAUGAGUCCCUGUGGCACGCUUCCUAUACACCUACGCGGUCCUCGCAGGGACCGCUGAACCUCAUCGUGCGCUGGAACGGACGGAUAGUGAAGGGAUGUCCGCUGAGCGUGGCUGUGGGAUCUUCGGUGGACGCUUCGAAGGUCCUGUGUUCCGGCGAAGGACUGAGACAUGGAGUUGUGGGUCGCGAGAUCAAGUCCUGGAUAGACACUCGCCGUGCUGGUCCUGGAGAACUCACGGCGCACUGCACGGGUCCGCGGAAAGUCGCAUAUUGCGAGCUGUACGACCACGGCGAUGCCACGUUCACGCUGAACGUGAAGCCUCAAGAGGCGGGAAGGCAUCUUCUGACGAUUAAGUAUGGAGGGCAGCACGUCACCGGCUCACCGUUCUCUCUUCGUGUAGCCGGGGCGCCCGAUGCCAGCAAAGUGCGCGUCUAUGGUCCGGGCAUCGAGCACGGUGUCCUGGCCACGUUCCAGAGCCGCUUCAUCUGCGACACUCGCGGCGCUGGAGCUGGACAGCUGACGGUUCGCGUACGCGGUCCGAAGGGAGCUUUCCGCGUGGAAAUGCAGCGCGAGAGCCAGAAGGACCGCACAAUCCUGUGCAAGUACGAUCCAACGGAACCUGGCGACUAUCGCGUGGAGGUGAAGUGGGCAGGGGAGCUGGUGCCCGGCUCGCCCUUCCCGGUCAUGAUCUUCGACACCGAGGAGGAGCUGAGGCGCUUCAUGCAGGGCAUCUAGGGAGUUAAUGGCUAAAUGGUUCAACAAAGGGAGACACUAACACAAUUGCUGUAUUAUUUUCUCUUACAACGAUGUUUUUCUUUAUACAAAAAAAGCAAAAGUAAUUUUAUAUAAUAAAAUACAUAUUUGGUUAAUGAAU
Molecule: messenger RNA, 8809 nt
Organism: Phlebotomus argentipes
Lineage: Eukaryota; Metazoa; Arthropoda; Insecta; Diptera; Psychodidae
Gene: jbug
Product: filamin-A
Exons: 13
Coding region: 133-8670 (2845 amino acids)
Biological process (GO): actin cytoskeleton organization
Molecular function (GO): actin filament binding
Source: RefSeq, a predicted model, not a curated record